Messenger RNA from Carassius gibelio (silver crucian carp), 1108 nucleotides. RefSeq names its product fibroblast growth factor 21-like. NCBI's taxonomy places the organism in Eukaryota, Metazoa, Chordata, Actinopteri, Cypriniformes, Cyprinidae. Bases 128 to 784 code for a protein of 218 amino acids. Gene Ontology annotation, cellular component: cytoplasm. Gene Ontology annotation, biological process: positive regulation of gene expression; positive regulation of protein phosphorylation; regulation of cell migration. The record is from RefSeq and is a predicted model, not a curated record. The transcript is spliced from 4 exons. Gene Ontology annotation, molecular function: fibroblast growth factor receptor binding; growth factor activity.
CAUCGCAAUUUGUUCGCCUCUUACUUUUUAUAUAUCAUUUACAUUUUAAGUCGGUUCUAAGGUUUAUUAUUACAGAUAUUUUCUUUUUGAGAAUAUUUCAACUUUUGAAUACCAUCCAUUUGUACUGAUGAGCACCUGUUCGACUCCGCCAGUCAUGCUUUUUGCCUGUUUUUUCAUUUUUUUUGCUCUGUGUCCUCCUCUUCAUUGGUGUAUGUAUGUUCCUGUAGAGAGCGUGCUUCUGCCGUUUAGCACACAAGUCAGGGAAUGCCUGCUCUACACAGAUAACAGAAAAUAUGGGCUGUUCCUCGAAAUGAAACUUGAUGGCUCCGUUCUAGGGUCGCAAGAAAGGAAGCCCGACUGUGUGCUGAACCUGCGCUCGGUGAAAGCCGGGGAGACGGUCAUCCAGAGCGCGGCUACAUCGCUCUUCCUCUGCGUGGAUGAUGAGGACAACUUGAAAGGACAGUCACAUUACACUGAAGGAGACUGCACCUUUCAGGAGUUGCUGCUGCCAGAUGGAUAUUCUUAUUUCCUUUCUCCACACACUAAGAAUCCCGUGUCGCUCCUCUCAAAGAAGUCCGGGCUGAAACACAGCGCCCCACUAUCUCGGUUCCUCCCUCUUGUGAAAACUCAGUUGGCAAUGGCAGAGAAAGGAGAGGACAGCCAGAUACAGGGGGGCAAACAAUACAUUAAGGACAUAAACCUGGACUCUGACGACCCGUUAGGAAUAGGACAUCACUCACAUAUUGAGACGGUCUUCAGUCCCAGUCUGCACACUAGGAAGUGAAGACUGCAGAACAUCGGUUAUGGAGGCAUGCUUUACAUUAUCACUGGACUGCAAUGUUUAAAAAUGUUUUGUCACUGUGUUUUUUCUUUGCCCAAAACUGUAUUUAUUAGAACUUAUUUAUUUAUUUGCUAUGGUCUAAAAUUAUUUAAAUUAAUUUAACUUAAAUAUUGUUAUAUUAAAAAUUAUACAAUUGUGCAUUUAAAUAUUUAAAUUCAGCUGGAGAAGAUUCCACCUGCAGUUGGUUUGUUGUUUUUGUAAUACACCGAUUCACUUCAGUAUGAUUUUUGUGUCAUUAAAAAUUUUAAUAAAUAAUAUAUAAACAUG